AUGAGGCGUGGGGAAGGGCCGAAGGUGGAACUGCGGUUCCUAAUAUCGACCAAAGCAGCUGGUGUAAUAAUAGGGAAAGGGGGUGAAAAUAUUAAAAAAAUUCGCGAGGAGUAUUCCGUUAAAGUUACCAUCCCCGAUAGCAAUGGCCCUGAGAGGGUCUUGGUUCUGGAUGGCGAUCUCGGUUCAGUCAUCGAAAUAUUCAGAGAAAAUCUUGAGAAGAUGCAAAGUAACCGCGAUGACGGAGUUGAUUUACGUUUACUUGUACAUCAAAGCCAGGCUGGAUGUGUUAUUGGAAGGGCUGGAUAUAAAAUCAAAGAAUUACGAGAGCAAUCAGGUCUUCAUACUCUCAAAGUUUAUCAGAUGCUGUGUCCAUGCUCUACUGACAGAGUGAUUCAAUUGGUUGGUGAUGUGGGGAAAGUACUUGAUUGUCUCCGUUCUAUAGCUGAACUUCUUGAGGGUGCCCCACCUAAGGGCUCUCGCCAGAAUUACGACGCACGAAAUGCAGAUGAAUUUAUUUCUCUUGAGUAUGGAGGCUGGGGAGUAGGCAAUCAAGGUCCUGGAUUAAAUUUGGUCCGUGGUAGGAACAAUGUUGCGAAUACGAGUUACCCCCAUAACAAUAUACUUACAACUGGGAUUUUCGGCGGGGGUGCUUCCGGAGCAACAGGACGCAAUGGUGGGCAAACGACCUCUGUUAGUCAAGCACUAGCUGGAGGUCUUCCUCACGCAUCAGCAGCAGCCAUGCUUGCUGCGACUGGUGGUCAGACAACUGGCGGACACAACCCUGGUACCGCAGGAGAUGCUGCUGCUGCUACGGCUGCAGCAAUGGUAGCCGCGGGAUUCAUGAGGGGGUUACCCAGCCGUAUGGCCAUGAGCAUAUUAACUCCGACUACUAGCACUCAGGUCUCUGUGAGCAACAAGAUGAUAGGUGCGAUCAUGGGUAGAUCCGGUUGUCGCAUAAAUCAAGUUCGUCAUGAGUCAAAUGCAGAUAUUAAAAUCAGUAAACAGGAACCCGGUGUUGAAGAUCGUAUUAUUACAAUAACUGGAACUCCUGAACAAAUUCAAAACGCUCAAUUUCUUCUUCAAAUGUGCGUUAAACGGUAUGGUGAUCAAAUCUGA
This is a messenger RNA of Schistosoma guineensis, 1116 nucleotides long. The record is from the annotation of a GenBank genome assembly. NCBI's taxonomy places the organism in Eukaryota, Metazoa, Platyhelminthes, Trematoda, Strigeidida, Schistosomatidae.